Messenger RNA from Bactrocera tryoni, 2250 nucleotides. RefSeq lists its product as uncharacterized. The transcript is spliced from 2 exons. NCBI's taxonomy places the organism in Eukaryota, Metazoa, Arthropoda, Insecta, Diptera, Tephritidae. The record is from RefSeq and is a predicted model, not a curated record. Bases 734 to 2233 code for a protein of 499 amino acids.
UGAUGAUAUACAUAUCGUUGGCUUAAUAUAGAAAAGGCGUAUCUACAUUUUUUUCGAAAUCGCGUUUUUAAUGUAUUCUGGUAGACCACUGUCAAAUACUCCUCCCCUUAAAAAAUUAGUGGGCUAUGAUCGUAAAUAACGGAUUUAUAGUCAUAUAAAAAAAAGCCCUAACUCAUUCGAAGUUUUUAUUGAAAGAAAAAAGCCCUAAGUCAUUUAAAGUUGAAUUUAAAAUAGACAUACAAUCAAAGCCACAACAGAAAUUGCACUACAUUUUGUAUCUAUUCUUAUUCUUAUUGUUUUGCUUUUGUAUUUACUUUAAAAGAAAACGGGAUUUCCCCGAGUUUGUCUAGCAUAAGCAUAUUUUCUGUGCUACGUUCCGUUCGUCGGUACGUUUUUGUUUUUUGUGUCAGUUCAAUUAACGUUUUUGUGUUGGAAACAGUUUUUUGAUUGAAAGUUUUAAUAACAUGAAUUGUGCAAAAGAAAAUUCUGAUUCAGAUGGUGUUCCAAAAAGGAAAAAUACUGCUAACAAAUCCGAAUGGAAACAAAAUGUAAAUAAAAGAAAAAGAAUGGAAGGCGUGGAAUAUUUGGGUAUAUCAAAAAAAGAACUUUGUCAAAAACCUUCUAGGCAAUUAGGAGAGCCAUGUUCAUCACGAUUUUGUGUAAAAAGUGCGGUGAGAAAAUGUUCGACGUUUAAUGAGUCCCCCGAAAAGAAAUUUUUAGUUUGUUUUGGGAGAUGUCCUGGGAGCAAAAGAGGCAGUAUGUUGCAGGUCUUACAAGCUUUUAUGAAACAAAAAGGAAAACCUCUGAAAAUUCGAGACGGAAUCAGUCCAUAUCAUAUUUCUUGAGUCAUAAUUCAAAACGAUUACAAGUGUGCCGUGAAAUGUUUUAUUCAACCCUAGGAGUAAAGGAAAAGAUGGUUCGAAAUUGGAUUAGCAGCGCCGGUAAACACGGUACUCAAUGCAGUCCCGAUAAAGCUUUAAUUUUGCGCAAAAAUGCUAAGCGGUCAUUAGUUAUAGGUCAGCGCAACAAAAACCGACGUGACUUUCUAAAAAAAUGGCUAGAGGAGUUGCCAAAAAUGGAGUCACAUUAUUGUCGAAAAGAUAGCAAAAAGUUUUACUUCGAAUCGGAUUUUUCCUCAUAUCAGGAGAUUUACAAGCUUUAUGUCAACGAGUGUGAAUCCGAAAAAGAAAAUGGACGCCUAAAAUUGUCGUACCCAAUAUUUACGCAAUUAAUAAAGGAAUUAAAUUAUUCUAUUUUUAAGCCAAGAAAAGAUCAGUGCAAUUUAUGCGUAUCACAUAAAGUUAAUAAUGUUUCCGAUGAGCUAUACGAAAAACAUAGAGAAGAAAUCGGAAAAAUGCGUGCAGAAAAGCAAAACGAUAUCAAAAAUGCUGAAUCCGGACUAUGUGCAGUAUUCUGUAUGGAUGUGCAGGCAGUCAAAUUAGUGCCUCAACUAAACGCGAGUGCUGCAUAUUAUAAAAUGAAGCUUCAACUACAUAACUUUACUGUCUAUAAUAUUGUAACGCAUGAAUCAGAUAAUUAUGUGUGGGACGAAACAGAUGGAAAUUUAGUCUCUUCCGUUUUUGCUACAUGUAUUAUUAAGCACUUAAAGAAUUUCCAUGCUCGAUCGCCUGAAACCCAUCACAUUAUUAUUUACUCGGAUGGUUGCUUUCACCAAAAUCGUAAUACUGUUUUGUCUAACGCCUUGUUGAAUUUUUCAAAGGAAAGCGAAAUAACAAUUGAACAGAAGUUUUUAAUAAGUGGUCAUACGCAAAUGGAAUGUGAUGCAUGGCAUUCCCUUAUAGAGAGAAAAAUAAAUAAAAAACAAAUAAACUUGCCGUCUCAAUUUGUUCAACUCAUUAAGGAAUCUAGAAAAGUUCCAGCACCUCUACAAGCGCACCAUUUGCGUUAUGAUUAUUUUUUAAAUUUCGAAAAUAUUUCAAAGAUAUACACAUCAAUACGACCAGGCAGGGGCAUUGGAGAUCAUACAGUAAGCAUGCUUCGAGCCUUGGCGUAUGACUCGUCAGGAUCAAUUUAUUUUAAAACAAAUGUAACGGAUGAAUAUCAGUUACUCCCACAGAGAUCGAGGUUUCCGAUUGAAAAUGUGUCCCCCGAUUGUCUUUAUAAAGAGAAAAUAGCCAUAUCUAAAAAAAAGUGGGACCAUUUGCAAGAUCUAAAAAAAUUUCUUCCAGCAGAUUGCCACAGUUUUUAUGAUAAUUUACCUUAUAAAACCUAAUUUGUUUACAGUAUAAA